AAUUCUCGGAAAGACCAACAUAUGAUGCAGCACUUACGAAACUAUCCUCGCACACACAACCUCAAUUCAUGGCGGCUACCGAAGUGACAUUGGACCUCCUGGGACAGUUAAACACAGUCUCAACUCCACCAGUACUAGUCCUUGCUGGUGGAAAGCACCCUUCACCUAGUCCCCAUGAAUCCAAAACAAAAAGUGUCAACACAUAAGUGUUUGUAGAGACAGUGUAGCAGGCGAGCAGGCUAGUUCUUGUGUGACUUGCAACUCUGUGGCUACUUGGUGGGGAAGUGGAAGACCAAGGCGAGGUUGGAAAUGUGGAUUAUUGGUGGUCCAGUUUGUUGACAAUGGUGUGUAGACAUGGACCGACAAGAUGCAUGUGUAUUUGAUCAGUAGCUCAUGAAACGGUCAGGAGCAAAAAUGGAAAAGCCACAUAAAGUCCGGCUUUCGGAUUUGAAUUUUAAUAUUUUAUGUUCACUCUGUGGUGGAUAUUUCAUAGAUGCUACCACUAUUACAGAAUGCAUGCAUUCAUUUUGUAAAACAUGCAUUAUAAAAUACCUGGGGACAAAUAAGUACUGUCCAACUUGUGAUGUCCAAGUUUACAAGGAGAAUCCAUCAGAGAACCUCCGAGCCGAUGAAACAUUGCAAGACAUUGUUUAUAAGAUUGUACCAGGACUCUUCAAAAAUGAAAUGCAGGCAAGGAGAGAGUUCUACAAGCAAAGUGAAGCCACGCCGACCAGUGUAGAAGAUGCUGGAGAGGACACGUCACACUUGUACACACCAGAUGAUGCUGUCAGUCUGUCAUUGUCAUACUUCAGCAUACCCCCGAAUCCUGCAGAAAGGAGGUUUUUUUGUUGCCCAGCUGCUGUUAAGGUGUUUCAUCUUGCCAAACUGAUGUGCGCUAAGCAUGGACUGUAUGCCAAGCAGAAGGUGGAUAUACUAUUUUUGAGGGAUGUGCUAAAUCCUGAACUGACACUCAUGGAAGUAAUGCAUGUUUAUGCAUGGAGGCGUAGAGGACCUCUGCAUUUGAGUUACCGCAUUGUUGACAAUGAAAGCAAGCAAAUCAAACAUGAUGUGCAGAACGGCAGUGGUGAUUAUUUGCCAUCUCACCUGAUAGGUACUCCUCCUCCAGUGGAGUGUAAAUGCAAGCCCAUCAAAGCGGUUCACGACGAAGGGGAAACCGUCGAGAACAUGUUGAAUUACGUGUUUGAGAAGCAGCCGGCGGUGGUGGCUUCAGGCGGCGCUGGGGAACAUCCUAAACCGUUCUUGACGAAGGAAGACGAGUGGAAGGAAGUUCAGCUCCAGAUCAGCGAGAGUGGUGUCAUGAGCUUCGUGAAUGUGUCUCGGGGAGCUGGCAGUAAGGAUGAGGCUGUCGGCAUGAGGGAAAUUAAGUCCUUGAAUGCAGUUACGUUUCCCAGCAUUGAAAACAUCACUGUUGAUGAUUCUUCGUUGUCUGUCCUUACUGGUGGAGGUCAUCUCAUUGGGAGGUCAUCGAAUCAAAAGAAUGAGCCAUGUUUGUUGAACAAUAAUAGCAACAGUAUUAAUAACAAAAACAACAAUAAUAAUAAUACUAACAAAGGUAGUAGUGCAUUAGUUGCUGCUUCACAAGCAUUUUUUGAGCAAGAACGUAAAAAUAAAUAUGUUUCUGCUGCCAGUAAGAUUAAUGAGCAAAGUGUUAACAAUAAUAAUAAUGAGAAAACUCUUGAUUCUGCAAGAAUUAACAUUUGUGUUGAGGCCAGUUCCACUGUGUCCCGAACAGAUGGGCAUGUGCAGGAAAUAUUGCUUUCACAAGCAACUAAUAGCUGCGAAAAAAGUACAGUGUCUCGAACAGAAAACAUGACAGUUUGUGUUCCUGUUCUGACGAAACCAGAUGGCUUUGGUAAAAACAGUGAUGUCAAAAAUAAAUUAGAAAAUCCAAUGUUGUUGCCUAUAACUUCAAAAUCAAAUGUUUGUGCUACCAACUCCGUCAGAGAUGUACAUGCAAAUGUUAAUUCUGCAGGAAUUGCACAGCUAAGUGACACUCAUCCAUUGUUGAACAAUGUUGAUGUCAGUUCUCAUACUACCAGUAAUACCAGUAAAGAAAUACCCAGAUCAUUCAGUUCUUUAAACAACACACAUUUCCCUCCCAAACAUUCGAGUUCCAAAAGAGACCCCCCAAAAAUGGCUAUCGUGGCACCGACCCCAUCCUUGCCACUGGCUAAUGGGGGUGCUAAAAGUCAUUUAGGUCCACAUGCAGUCGGGUGCAAACCAUUGAGGCUACCUCCCAGGACUUGGAAUCCGACCAUUCCACGUUUGAGCAUACCCACUACCAAGUACCGCUCACAUAUAGGUGUCGAUACUAGAAAAUGUUUUGAUGGCUCAGUAACACCUGAGCAUAAAUCGGCAAUGAAUUCUGCUUUUGAUGCAAAUGUGGGGAAUAGAGUUAGUAAUUUUGAUAGUGUUGGACCUCUCGCACCACCAAGGUUUUUUAAAAUGCGAAAUAUGCCGAGAUAUUUAGGAAAUCCAGCCUCGGGGGUCAAGCCGAUGUAUCAGGUGGCCUCCACUGUGUUCAGUGAACCCAAACAAACUGCCGUGCAAUCUCCGGUAAAGAAACCAUUACCGCAAAAGGUCAAGAACUCGAUUACAUCAGCAUCAUCCGUAGCGAACCCUGGUCGUUCUGGAGAAACACCAUCGACAUUUCUACCCAAAAUUGCAACGAGCACAUCAGCAUCUGCAGACUUACCUUCCAACUCGUGUGCACCAACACUACCACGUUUGGUACCCACUUCGUCCUCAAACUCCUCCGGCAUGUUCCAAAAUGCAAAGCAUUCAGAUUCAGGUGCGCUUCCUAACAAUUCCACUUUCAAUUUCAGUCCGGUGUCCUCUUCGAACUAUGUUAGUUUUGCAGACCUGUGCAAAAGUAAUGCGAUGCCUGUGAGGCACUUGGGGGAGUCUAUGUCAACCUCGUCGAGCGAGGCACUAAAGAAUUUCACCCUGAGCAGCGUGCAGGCCGGUAGUCCUCCAGUUAGUCACGCCCGUAAACUGCCCGAUCUUCCCCAUCAAGGCCAGUCGCCAGUUGGACCGGGAGCCUUCCACCUCCUGCCACCAUCUGUCGACAUGAUUUUCAAACCCCAGCUCAGGCUGCACAGUUCUGGGGGCAGCAGGUAUCAGUGCACUACGCCUGCAGUUCAGCGAGUGCCCGCCACCAGCAGUGUGACUGGUGGUCCGAAGACACACGGCAGUGCUCUGCCGUCAGUCUCCCAGAUACAGCCUGACAGGCACGCAUUUGUCGCCAGCGUGAACCACGAGCAGAAAAUGGACACGAGUCAGGUUGCAUCAGAUGCUGCUGCUUUAAACAAGGCCUUAUCUUUAUUGCCAGUUCCAAACCAGCACUUUUCUAACGAAUCGUCAUCAUGAUGAAGACUCUGUUGAAUGUGGUAUGUAGCACUGAAAUAAUUUUAUGUGACUGCGCUAGGAUUUCGGUGGCUAAUGUCAUAGUGAGAAAGAAAAAAACUUUUCGCUCGUUUUAUGAGUGUUGAUGAAAUAUUUUAAUAAAUUUUUAUGAUAUUAUGCAGGGACUUAAAUUCUAUACUUCAAAUAGUUUACGACUGUUAUUGUGAAAAGUGAUUAAAGUAGUUUACCAUCAAGACAAAGUGAAAUACGGGUGAUAGAGAACUAUCCAAAGAAUUACCUCUAAAAGCAGUAAUAGAGGCAUAUUUUGAAACACACGUGCAGUUAAGUGAAGCGGGUAUGGCAGCUCAAAAGACAUAUUUAGUUAAUACUGAGGUGCCAAUGUGGUGCAAUAAAAUUGUAACCAAAAUUUGUUUUGAAAAGGCUUUAUUUUAUAUUUUAAAUGUUUAGUUUUAAUUAAGUAUUUCGAAUAUGUUUUUAUGGGCAUGGGUUUCAAAAUUAGUAUUGAUCUGCUUAAUUUUGAAGAUUCCUGCAUAUUUUAAAGUUAUGUCCGGACUAAUGGUUUGAUGCUGAAUUUGUGUGGAUUUUUUAUAGUGAACAAUUGUUUGAUAGUAAAGGAAAAUGAAACAUUCAUUUGUGGGUAUUGAAAAAUGUCUUAAGAAACUAUCUCAAAUUGUUAUUUUUUUGGGAUUCUAACUUUUUUAUAGAAUUGGUCUAUUUGCCAACCUUGCCUGAAAACUUAAGUUCCAUUAUGAUACCAGCACAUUUUUUGCUUUGUCUUAACAGGGCACACACAUCCCAAUGAGUUUGCUGAAUGCUUGUGGUCUUUUCAGGUUAUUUUCUAAGAUAUAAAGAUUUAGAGUAGUAGAGAGGAAAUUAUUUUUAGAAAGAUUGCAAAGUUUAUUUUAAUGUAUUGCACACAAGUAGAUGGUAAAUUAUGUGUCAUUUUGAUUUUUUGAUGAAUGCAAUGCGGAUUUUGUGAAGGUAGGGUGGUUUGUUCUCAACUCCUUCAGGAGUACAAAUUUUUUUUGUAAACAUUUGCUUGUUUUUUGUUUUAUAUUAGGUACUCUCCAUGCUGUUUUCUGUGUGUGUCUUCAAAUAUCCAUAUCAGGUUUUUUUGCUUUCUGAAUUUGUAAAAGCAUUGAUUCUGACGUAUUGUGGUAAUUUUUUUUUAAUUUUUACAAUUGUCUUUCUAUGUUGUUCAUUGAGAGUGGUUGGCAAGCGAAUGGUCAAGAAUAAAAUUUAAUAGGCUGUAUAGGGUAUUAUAGGUUUAUGUGGCUAGCCUGGAACUGUACAGGUCUAUGUUGCUAAAAGUUAUACCCCUUUAGAAUUGCUUAAAAAGAGUAAGUGUAUGAAUUCAAAAGUGAUAACUUUGAACUUGAGACACUUUGUGCAGAUACAACAGAUUUUUAAUUUUUUUCUAAUCAAAAUUACUCUUUAACUGGAUUCCCAAAAUAUGAAAUAGACCAGUACAGAUCCAGGUUUUCAUGUAUAAUGCAGGAUGAACUAGGUUCAAAAAUAGUUGCAUCACAAUUAAUUGAAUAGCUUCAAAGCUUUUAAGUGGAGUUGAAUGGUCGUCCGUGAGGUAGAAUGUUUGCGUUAUCGUGAUUAAUUUUUUUAUUAAUCUAUAAUGAAUAAAAUAAGCAAUUAUAAAUAUUGUUGUAUUUUGUUUAGUGGGACUAAAACACAUCAGCAGUGCCUGUUGUGGGGUCAUUGUCUACAGUUUGGCAUGCUACCACGGGCCUGUUUGUGCCAUCUAUUUGCGAAGUGUUUUCCUUCUGCCUUUUGUCUCAUGCUUCCCUCUCGCUGUUUUUGUUUUCAGAUCAGUUCCAUAUGAAACAUAUUUUUAUAAAAUUUCAUAGCUGCACUUAACUGUGGCCAUCAGAAUAAAUUUAUCUUUAGUAAUAUUGUUUUAUCUCAGUAAGCACGUGUGUAAGGCAGAAAGCACUAGCAAACAUUUUUCCUGUUUCUGUAAUAUGAGAAAUGUUGAGUAGUUAUAGUUAGGAACAAUUUGUUAGGUUUUGUUACAGUCUCCUCUGUCAUGUGUGUUUGGGUUGAUCGUAAGGGGUCUGCCUACCUGGCGCGAAGUUGCACUGUAAAGUAUUUGAUACACACUUCUUUACAGGAAACUGCUCAAAAUUUACAGAGUCCCUUUUCGCACGAAAAUGUCAAAUUUUCUGGCUACCUGGAAUGCUUACCUUAAAACAAUGAAAUUAUUUAGUCACUGCAUUCUCUCAGUUGUAUGCAACUGGACGAAUUGAUGCCUGUGUCAGCGUCGCCAUCAGAGCUUUGUUACGACUCUGGAAAUAACAAUAAUUAUAACCCCAUGUAUGCAGGCCUCCUUACUUCCUAGGCAACUUAUGUGCGUAAACAUUUAAGCACUUUUCUGUUGGUACUGGUUUCUGCUACGUACACAGACAGAGAGUACUCACUACAACUGACAUAUGUAGUAGUGUUACUGUCAGUUUUCUUUAGAAUAUUUUUACUAUGAGACUUAGUUGUGGUUACUUUGUGCACUUGUAAUUAAUUAAUAAUAUAAGUAGUAAAAAAUGUUUUUGUUUUUUUUGCUAUUGAAAAGAAAAGUUGCUGUUUUUUAUGCACAAAUUCAGCAUUGAAUAAAUUGACAAAUUUGAAAGGUGAUUAUGUUAAUAUUAUCAGCCUGAGUAAUAUUUUUGUAACUUGAGUAAAUUACUGAAAUCAUAAUGAUGUCUCUAUUUUUGUUUUACAUGUACUUUUGUAUUGGAAAUGUAAUUUAUUACUAUUGUUUUUAUGUACAUAAAUAUUUAUAUUGUUUAAAAUAUGUCCAUUAGAUGGCAGAACUGCUGGAAUUUAGGGUUUUAGACAAUAACAGCUACUUGCCUAUCUGUUAAAAAAAAAACAGAGAAACUGUCAGAAUUUCUAUUUUUUGUGUGAGAGAUUUUUUUAGGUGAUAUCCAUAGUGUCUCACACAAAAUUUCUGCUUUGAUCUAGCUGAAAAUAUUCAGAGAGUGAGAAUUUGUGCCUGUUUCUGAUACUCCUAUUGUUUUUACAGUAUUAAACCUCGAAAUUUUACAAAUAGCUGUUGAAUAUAAUUGUGGCUGCAUUGUUAGUUGUGAACACCCUUCUAAAGAUGAUUUUAUAACUUAAAACAUGAGUUUGCAGCAAGUAUUGAACAAAAUUAACAAACAAGCUUGUUAACUCUUGAGUAUUUGUUUAUUUCAAAAAUUUUCAUUUGGUGUCCUUCAUGGACACAUAGUCAGCCCGAUGAAAGUAGUUAUUUUAUUAUGUUAUCUGAAAUUUACAAGCUGAUUUUUUUUAUACCGGAUGGUUUGCAAAUGUCCAAUUUAUUUAUUCUUGUUCAUUGAAACAUUGACAUGAACUAGAAACACUGAUACAUAUCUUUCAUAAAGUCUGAAUUAGUUUUUUUGCUACAUUUUGUAUGCCCUCUCUCUUUGUGCUAAGUAAUUGGUUUUCAUAAAUGUUAAGUCUUAUUGUGGCUUUAUUUUAAUGCAGUUAAUCAACUGGGAAUUUUUUUUCUGUCACUGCUAUUGGGAAAUUCAUUUAUGUGUAGCAAUUAAUUCACUAACAAAUGUAUUACUAUGGAUUUGCUUGAAUAAAAAUGUAAAUGCCAUUGGCUGCAAACAUUUAAAGUGCUUAGAUCUGGUGCCAGCUGCAUUUCCCAUACAUAACUUAAAAACCAGGAAGAUACGGCAGCAGGCCAGUUUUAAAUUCCUACCAUAUCGUACUGUUAUAAAAGAAACAAAAUCUGUUUUGGAACUGAAAAUUUUACCAAUUCUGCCUUGUUUCUUUUUCUCUACAAUAUUUUUUUUACGUGAACUAAAUUAUAUAAAUGUUUUAUCGAAAAACUAAUUUGAAAUUUCCAAUCAAAGAUUGUUCAGCUUCGUCUUUUCUGUCCCCCCCCCCCCCCCCCCCCCCCCCCCCACCACCACCACCAUAUACCGUUCUUAGCCUGUUCUUUAGGUCUAUGAGUGUACCUCAUUCAAUCCAUGUGUUCGCAUGCAUUUCUUGAGUCUAAAUAAAAUCGUGGCGGAAUGAGAAUAAUCAUUGCAUUAUCUGAGAAAGUAUGACAACUCCAUGAUUGCACUCACUGUGAAGUUUUACACAUUAAUAAAAGUAUAAAUGUUUUUUUUUUAUCGUGGUAUAACUAUGUAGGGUCUGACAAUGAUUAAAACAUAAUUAAAUUCAAAAGUUUAAAUCAUUUGUAAGUCAUUCUGUAUCACACAUUUUCACAUAAUGUAUUUAUGUGUAGAAUCAUAAUAAAUGUUUUGUCUUUUUCAUUACUGCCUGCAAUCCCUGUUUUUAUUUUCUUUUAGAUAAUCUAUUAAAUUGUGAUAUACCUUUGAAUGAAGUGUUUAUAUUUAACACCAGUAGACAUGCUGUUUUUUAUUCAAUCUAAUGUAUGCAUUUUAGUUCUUCUUGAAAAAAGGUUUGUACAGAGACACCUGUGUCACAUUGCAGGUGGAUAAACAUAGAAUGAAUGCAGUGAUAAUUUGUAUUUAACUUGAAUUAUUUUUUUGUUAUUAGCAUUCUUUAAAACAAAUCCUAUUUUUUAGAGGCACCAAUGUGACUGGUUAAAUGUAUUAUAUCCAACUAGAAUAAUAUAUGUUUGUUGAUCAUGAAUUCUUUUUUAUGUGCUGUAGUUUUAUGGUGUAUACGUAUUUUAUUUUUAUUUUAGUAAAAUUUAUAUUUUCUUUUAAUGCAUUUAUGUAUUGUAUAUGUCUUUAUACAGUGUAAAUUUCAGAAAGUGCUAAGUGCUUCGAAAUAAUAUGAAUAUAUAUUAUUGACUUGAUUUGCUUCGUCAUUUUUUCUUGAAUAUUGUCACAGUUAUUUAAAUAUAGCCAAUUUUAAAAAAAAUCAAUUUGUAUGUUUUAAGUGUAAGAAUUAAUAAUAAAUGCUUAAGUAUAAAACAGUUUAUAACAAAAUAGAUAGUUUUUAACUACGCAAAUAGGGAUAAUUGUUUAUGUUUCACAAAGUAGUGCUUGAUUAUAGAUACAGUUACUAGGUAGUUGGCAUAAACCCAUACAUAUGUGUGUGUAUGUAUAUUUAUAUAUAUAUAUGUGUGUAUAUAUAUAUUUAUACCUUUAAUCAAAGACUUCAAAUAAAAAAAAAAUCAAAUAUCUUAAAUGUGAUCAGAGUAAUAAAUUGCUGCUAUAGUUGACUUUAAUGCCAACAAAACUUUAACCAUCCUUUUAACAAAUCAAAUAAUUAGUAAAGUCAUAGAAUUUAUAAUAAUUAAAGGUAAUGAUGUUAAUCUUUUUUCAUUAGUGUGUACAGCAUCAUACCAGUAUCAUGCUACACUGUGUUAUGUAUAUAAGUAUUUAAGAGAAUUUCAGGACAUCCAUAUUAUUUAACAAAUUGGUAACAGUGGCAACAAAAGUCUAACUUCCCAUGCAGCAAAUGGUUGCCUAUCAUAACCUAAAAAUCAACCAGUACCCUUUUCAUGAAUUUCAUACUACUCCAUACUUGGAACUUGCAACAUUUCUUUGUUAUAUGUGCCACCUGUACAUAUCAAAAUUACUUUGUUUUAAUAAAGUUCUUGAAUCUACAUUGUAAUUAAAUAUAUCACCAGCCCAGUAAAGUUAUAUAAGAACAAAAACUUGCUUAUUUAGAGCAUAGCUACCAUUAGAAACAAUGGAAAAUACCAACUUCUUUGAACUGCAAAGAAAUGUUUGUAAUAUUGUGAUGGAGACAUUUUUUUAAAUGAACUUAUGUAAAGGUUUUGAAAGUGAAUAAAAAAACUAAAUAAUAUAAAACUACACAUAACGUAAAUUACUUGUACAGUUUCCCGUGGAAAGCGACCACAUGAAACGCCUUUCCGUAUAAAUGUUUGGUACUGUAAAUUUUCGCCACCACACGCAUUAAGAUGGUAUUGGAAUUCCCGUUCUUGAAUUGUUAAGAAGUACAAGGUCUCGCAAUUUUAAACAUUUUAAAUUCAAUUUUUUUUUUUUAUCUUCGUAUUUGGUGAAUCAAUAUAUUUCAUAGUUACCUAUUAGUGAAUAAACUUAUUUUGUAUAAUUAUGUAUAAAAUAAUUAAAUUUUUCACUCUCCAUUAGUAAAUUCAAGUUUCAAUAAGCAGGUCAUUGCAAACAAAUGAAAACAAGUUAAAAAUAUGAGUUAAAAAGAGAGGUUAUGUUCCGUUUGUAAACUUAAAUAUAUUUGCGUUGCAUGCUUUUCUUCAAAUGAGUUAUUUUGGGUAAUUUGGUAAAUUUAUAAAUUUUUUUUAACCAAAAUGUGUUCUCUCCUGUAUCGGUGAAUCGGCAACAGUUGUAUCAGCAUAUCAGCAAAAUUUUGUGAAUUGGUACAGCUCUAGUUGCAAUGUGAGGUUAUAAUUUUGUGUUGUAAUUUGCAAAUAUUUUGUUAAGAACUUGUACAUCAUCCUAGAAGAAAAAUCAACGAAAAAUUCAAACCAAUCUUCUUUUGAAGGGAAGUCGUAUAUCUUCAACUACUUGGAUGUUUCUAGACUUACUUUGCAACAUAAACAUUGCAGUCUUGAAAAACCAGUUUUGUAUAGAACCUAGCUACACAGCCGUGGGUUUGGUCCUUGUUCAUCAAAAGGUUUAAAUAAUCAUUAAGGAUUAACUCUGUGUUGUUCCACUUAUCUCAAAUCCAUGAAAUUUAGCUUAUUUGUAGCAUGCGAUUGUUUUUGAAAGGGGUUUUCUUAUACUGGAAUGCAUGUCUGCUAUCCAACUAGUCUGUAGUUGGUGCUGCCAUUUCUAAAAUAGAUACUUCAAAGUGGCAUGUCUCUUUUUCUCCAUAGAUACACACAUUUAAAUAUUGCGGGUAAUUUAUGUGUGGUGUUAUUCUUGCCAGGAACCGCUGACUGCUCUGCUACACUUUCUGGGUAUAAAUUUAGUUUUCUUUUUUGCAGCAAAAGAUUUAAUAAAAUUAACUUUAUAAUUAUACAUUGUAUUUCUAUUUUAGUUAAUGCUGAAAGCAAGACAACUUUAGUGUGAUUUUGUUGCUGAGAUAUAUCCUCGAUGCUGUUUAUCAUAGACGACCGUUGAGUGUUCAUGUUAUGUUCCAACCUUUUGGUCGGCAUCCUCCACCACUCCUCCCAAACAUUCGCCCUUUAAGGGUAGAUUGGGAGUCUGCUUACAGAUCCUUUCCUUUACGGUCCAGAGCAAGUAAUGUUACGACAGAGAUGUCAAGGGAUUACUCCCCCCUUUGAUCGGGAGGGUGUUAGAGCUUCGGCAAUGACCAGCGACUGGGGCCGCCAACCCAGCAUAGUCACCGCCUCAGCCCCCUGCCUCACUCAGCAAGUGCAGGGCCGGAUUUAGAGGUCUGGAGGCCUCGGGGCAACAGAGGAGCGGAGGCCCCCUGGCCCCAAAUUAUCUUCCAAAUAAAAUGAACAAUUUUUUUCAGUCGAGUUUUCCAAUAAAUAAUUUAUUGUGAAAUCAAGUAGUUUCUCUUAGUAUUUAAAAAACAUGCAUAAAUAUAAUCGGAGACAAGAAUUACGUGAAAUUAAAUAUUAGUGUUAAUGAAUAUUUCUGUUAAUAUCUAACAAUAAUAUAAUCAUGUAUGUACGAAGUACUGUAGGUAAAGGUAAAACAGCGAAAAAAGAAUAUCAAAGGAUUUGUGGGGGGCCCCCCGGUUGCCCUCCCCUAAAUCCGGCCCUGAGCAAGUGCACAGUAUGAAAUUACUGAAGCUGUUAUCAGUAAAUGUGUUGUGCAUGGAGUUCCAGCUGAAAGUGAAAAAUACUAUUAAAUACACCCGCCCCUCGAACUAACGCCCUAAUUCGGUCCAGAAAAACGGAGAGCUAACUUUUUUAAUGGCGUUGUUACUUCAAAACCGUGCAAGUUGAACAGCAUUACUUAGAGGGGUGGGUGUGUGGAGUUAUGGUUGUGUGUGUGUGUGUGUAAAUAUAUAUGUAUAAUUUUAAUUUUGAAUCAUGGCAGAUAACUUACCAAUUCGAUUUAGUUUCAGAAGUGAAAUACUACCCAGCGUAAGGAAUGUAGCUCUCUCACUUUCAUGAACCGUUGAAUUAUUUCAACUCUAAGAAACCUAAUUGGACAUAUAUUUAAUUACAUUGGUUCAUUUAUUAUUCAAAGAUUUUUCUUGAUUUUACAUAAAUUAGUUUGCUUCUUAGAAUUUUAGAAUUAUGUACUGUAUCUGUGUGUAAAGAGCAUGUCAAAAUUUAUUUUUUAGCAUUUGGCUUUUGAAAUCUAGCUAGCCGUUUUUUGGAAUUUGGAUUUAAAAAAGCAUAUUUGAACACAUGUCAUUUUCAGAAGCUUAAAUUAAUUUUCAGUGGCUCUGAUAGUUAUUUUGAGUCCUUUCUUAAUCCAUAUAUUUCUUAGCUUUUUGACUACACACUGUAACAAAUAUAUGAUGCUAGCAUUGUUGCCAAUGUUUUAUAAUAUGGACUUCAUUGGAAAUAUAUAUAUUUUUUCUAUAGUUCUAAACAAAACUGGUAAAAUGCAUGUGCAGAACAAGAAAACAUCUCUGUGUUUAAAAGCUUUAAUAAAGGAAUGUAACAUGUAGUUACUAUCUUGUAUGUAUGGUCGUCUGUUAUUAGUGACUAUGUUUAUCUGCAAGGUUUUGUUGACUCAUCUCUUGUUAGCGUCGAAAAGAUUUUGAGUGCACCUAACCUUAACCUUUUUGUUCUUUUCGUUACAUAAUCUUAAGUUUGAUUUAUGAUGACAAUUGCAAAAUGGUAAAUAAACAAAUGUCCAAGUAAAUACACACCUGUGCAAUAAAUAUUACAUUUAUUGCUAACCAAGCCAACAUUUCAAUUCAUCGAAGAGAAAAGACAGUACAUAAUAUAUUAGAGUAGAAGCACUUGGCACAUUGCAUUUCGCUGUAGAACUGCUCAGGGUUGUCACAGAAUGAAUAGAAAUAAAUAGUGUGCAUCAUAUUGUGUACAUUUAUUGAAGUGUUGAUGGUUCUCUUGACUAUGCUUAGUGGAUUAUAUUGUAUGUUAUUCAGAAUGAAAUUGUAAGUGCCUUCUGAAGAGGCUUUAAAAUAUUUUGAAAUAGUGUUCUAUAACAGUGCUUUGUAUUGAUGAAAUUGUAUGACUUUUAAGAUGUUACUGAAAACAAAAGAUAUAUUAGGCCAUGUUUGGUUGAGAUUAUUAAAUUUUAUGCAUAAAUAAUUAUAAUUAUUUCUUGCUUUAUGCUCUCAAAGCAGUUGAACUUUGUAAAAUAAAUGAAGUGUGUAUUUUAUUGAGAGUUUUUUGUAACUUUUUAAAGAUUUUUGAAUGGGCUAGUAAUUUAAUGUAAAUUUCUGAGACAGUUUAAAAUAUUUAAACUAACAUCACUUGGAGAAAAUGCAUGUGUGUUGUAUAUGUUACAUAUUUUCAUAUUUGUUAAUAUGAUAAAUUCCCAUAUGAAUAAAGAAGCUGAAAAUAAUUGCUAACAUUCUAAAUAGUUCCCACAAACUUAUAAAAUUAAAAUACAGUAGUAUCCCGAUUAUCCGGGUGAAGGUUAUCCGGAUGGUGGAUUAACUGUGUCAUGUUUCAAUUACAUAAACCAUAAAAACAAAAUAAUUUCUAAUAUUUUUAUUUCUGUGUAUGCACAAGGGCAACUUAACUUGUGUUGCAUUAAAUGCUACAGAUUAAUAAUGUGACAAAUCAACAAACAAUAUUUUGCUUUUCCUCAAUAGCUAUUCGCUUCCUCAAUUGCAUAAUUAUUUCAGACGACAGCAAACAUUUAUAUUCCGCCAUCCUGCUUGUCAACAGCAGCUCUGGAGAAAAAAGCCAGAAACACUCAGGACUAGUUUACCUUGUGCCACUAGGAUGCAGUAGUGGCAAAUCAUAGCACACACACAUUUAGUAAAUAACAAGAGUCUGGAAUUACAUUAACGGGUUUAAUAAUCUUUCUAAUAAUAGAAAACGUUAAGUUUAUGCUUGUGUAAUUCUUAUUAGAACUGAAAUAUAUAUCCUAUAUCAAUAACAUUAUUAUUUUGUAACUCAUGUUGGCAGUGCCAACAUAGGAAAAAGAUAUUAUGCCCAAGCCCUGUUUAGUAAACAAUGCAGUACAUGAAUUUUUAAAUUUAAUUUUAUGUUGUUUAAUCUCUCAAAGAUAUUCAAAAUUUACUUUAUUGUACUUCAAAUUAAUUUAGAUUUGUAUUACUUCUGUAAAUUAAUUUUAAUGGGAGUAGUGUCUUGAUUAUAAUGGUAGUCAGCAGUACACUUACCUAUUUGGAAAAUAAAUUAUCUUGGUGAAAACACUAUCUUAUGGACAAAAAACAUAUGUUACUAGCACUGUUUUCAUUAGCGCUCUGUUUUACGGGAACAUAUUAGGAUAUUACUUUGAGGGAGGGGUGUUACAGUGUUUGUCUAGAUAAUCGGUAUGAAAAAAAUUUCAAUCGUGUUUUUUUUUUUUCAUAUUGCUUUAACCGUGUUUUUCGGUUAUCCGUGGACCCCUUGUCGGUUAUUACCCUAAAUAAUCGGGAGUCUACUGUAGAACUAACUAUAUUUUUAUAUUUAAUACUGUGUUCAAACAAAUUUUCUCCUUGUUCAAUACACCGAUAAAAUAAUUAAUGUUUGGCAUUCCAAUGAACUUUAUAAUAAAUAUAGCAUCAUGUACAAUUAAAAACAAAUAUUUAUUAUGAGUUUAAAGUUGUAUAUUUUGUAAAGUUCUUGCGAUGGUAACUUGUAAAUGUCAAAAUGUGCAACUGAUUUUAUUGUGUGUAUGUUUAGUUUAGAGGAAGAUUUUAUAAUUCAUUACUUCAUUAGUCUGUUUUUCUCAUGAUAGUUAUGGCUUUGCUUGGGUACAUUUAAUGUUUGUAACCAUGAAAGUUACUAUUGUGUGUUUUGAAAGGUAUUGCACAUUGUAUUCUAUUUGUUUUUUCUUUUUUUUUUCAGUUUUUAUGCACAUUUUAGAUAUAAGCUUUGCACCAGUAAACAUUAAGCCAUUCCACUUACUGCUAGUAGUUAAGAGGAAAUGCAGGAAAACAUUUAUUACAUCUCACAAGUAAUUUUUUCAGUAAAGUAUUUUUCCAGUUGUAUUAUUUUAAACAAACAUUGUUGGGGAAUGAAUGUUAACUCUGCAUGUCAUUAGUUUUUGCCAUACACAGAAUGUUCAUCACUUGCCUGUGAAAAAUAUUAAGAAUAAAAUGUCAUCCCGAUAUAAGCAUUUAAUUUGAAGCAUGUGUAAACUCUACGUUAGAAGGUAUAAAAAUGUAUUUAUGUCCUUCAAUUAUUUCGAAUUCACAAAUCUUAUUAUUUUCUAUUUAACUUCUUUGUGUGAAGAAAGUGGAGACUCCAUUUAAAUUCUCAUUUUUGGAUAUUUAAUGAAAUGAACUUUGACUGGUUUGUAUUGGAUCAGACUAACACAAGGGUCAGCAGACCGAGGCUGCAAGCUGCAUGCAGCUCUUUUCAUAGGAUUUUAUGGCACUAUAACUCACUGCGCUGCCUCAGCACAAAAAAAUCAAACCGUACAAUUACAACGCAUAUCCUCAACCUGCGCUGUCGAAUUACUACCAUCGCACCGCCCCACCUACCCACUCGCAUCCCUACCGUCGCACCGCACCACCUACCCACUCGCAUCCCUACCAUCGCACCGCACCACCUACCCACUCGCAUCCCUACCGUCGCACCGCCCCACCUACCCACUCGCAUCCCUACCGUCGCACCGCCCCACCUACCCACUCGUAUCCCUACUGUCGCACCGCCCCACCUACCCACUCGCAUCCCUACCGUCGCACCGCCCCACCUACCCACUCGCAUCCCUACUGUCGCACCGCCCCACCUACCCACUCGCAUCCCUACUGUCGCACCGCCCCACCUACCCACUCGCAUCCCUACCGUCGCACCGCCCCACCUACCCACUCGCAUCCCUACGGUCGCACCGCCCCACCUACCCACUCGCAUCCCUACCGUCGCACCGCACCACCUACCCACUCGCAUCCCUACCGUCACACCGCCCCACCUACCCACUCGCAUCCCUACCGUCGCACCGCCCCACCUACCCACUCGCAUCCCUACCGUCGCACCGCCCCACCUACCCACUCGCAUCCCUACCGUCGCACCGCCCCACCUACCCACUCGCAUCCCUACCAUCGCACCGCCCCACCUACCCACUCGCAUCCCUACCGUCGCACCGCCCCACCUACCCACUCGCAUCCCUACCGUCGCACCGCCCCACCUACCCACUCGCAUCCCUACCAUCGCACCGCCCCACCUACCCACUCGCAUCCCUACGGUCGCACCGCCCCACCUACCCACUCGCAUCCCUACCGACGCACCAUCCCGCCUACCCACUCGCAUCCCUACCGUCGCACCGCCCCGCCUACCCACUCGCAUCCCUACCGUCGCACCGCCCUGCCUACCCACUCGCAUCCCUACCGUCGCACCGCCCCGCCUACCUACUCGCAUCCCUACCAUCGCACCGCCCCACCUACCCACUCGCAUCCCUACCGUCGCACCGCCCCACCUACCCACUCGCAUCCCUACCAUCGCACUGCCCCACCUACCCACUCGCAUCCCUACCGUCCCACCGUCCCGCCUACCUACUCGCAUCCCUACCGUCGCAGACUAUCACGUGAAAAAAUAACACUAGCUGUAUGCACUUUUGGAACUAUUUUAAAAGAUAACUUUUACAGUUUAUAUUUGUCAUAACUGCAGUUAUUUGCUACUAAUAUUGGCACCCUACUACAUCACUUUAAUUUAGUCAAUUACUCUUUAUGUUUAUAUUUCUCUGUUCGCAGACUGAACGUUUAACCAUACAGACAGCUAUGGGAUCCACAUGUGAUAAAUAACUCGUACUUGAUUUCAUGUUCUUUCUUUGAAGAGUAAAUUUUCAGGUACCACAGGCUGGAAAGGUUUUGUUUUAUGUGACAUUGCUCAACACUAAGGAACCAAAUGAAAGAAGCAGACUGGAGUAAAUAAUGCUGAACAUCUGCCGUUACCUUCUCUCAAAUGCCCACGCUGUUGACGAGGUGUUAGACCCAAAUGAAAGAAAAUAAAUUUCUGCUAGGCUCAGUGAAAGUAAACAUAAACAAACUAUCCCUGCGUCUCUCUUAGCCGGAGGCUGGCACCAGAGGUAAGCACUACACACUUUUCUGCUGUGCUUAUUUCUUCUGGCAGGGGGCAUGAUUCUAUCAGGCAGCACAAAUCCGCAGUAUACCAAAUCACAUUUAACUUGCUCGAAUUCUACUGUAUGAUUGUCUCCAGACUUUUAUCCACUAAUUCUUUUAAAGUUGAGUCCUUGUGUAAUAAAUUUUUUUCCUUGCAUUUUUAAUGACGGGCAAGUCCACUUAAUUUACAUGCUUAAUGUAAUCACUAGCUUUGUUUUUAUACUUGGAUAAGAUGAUUUGAAGUUAUCUGCAAAAUAUUUAUUGCACUAAUUUUUUCAUUAAGUCAUUAUCUAUAGCAGUUACAAUUUAUAUUAACCCAUUUUUAAUUCAUCCAAAAAAGUUAGUUAUUUUCAUGGUAAACUCUUAGUCUUAGUUUUUUUUUUCAAUGUUUGUUUGGCAACCACUUUUAAAACGUGAUUAUUUUAUAGUUAUUGCCUGAUUGGUUGUUAUAGUGGGUUUUUUUUUACAUUAGCUAACUAUGUAUUGAGAUCUCGCAAAUAUUGUGUGUGUGGCUGCAAACUUUAUUCAUAAUGUAAAUAAAUUUGUUUUGUAAUUGAAUUGAAAAUGGGCAUCUUAAUCAAAAAAUUUUAUAAGCAACAUUGCAGUUCUAGUGACUGGCUUAAUGCAUGUAAGUUGGUUACUGUUCAUACUGUUCAAUAUUUUAAUGUCAUUAUUUUGGUUGUAUAAGUUUCUUGUUUGCAGUUUUUUUUUUGUGUACGCUUGAUUAUUUCAAGGUUGUGGAUAUUUUCAUGAAAAUAUGCUUUCUGGAUUUAUGAAGAUGGUAGAUAAAUAUCUAUACUUUUUAUUUUAGGAAUUGAAAUAAAAUCCUAUUGGUGCUAAUUUUGCAAAUGGCUGUGUGAAAUGAAAAUGCAAAUUGUAUUUUAAUCCAUUUGCUUCUGAUGUUUACUUCAAAGAUAUUUUGGGUAGGUUAGUCAUGUUGUCUUAAACCACCCCAGAAUUGGUCAGACCAUUCAAUGGGUUGAUUCAGUUCGGCUCUGUAACCUUAUGUUUUUACUCAUUUAUAUAAAAACAUCUGUUUGAAAUAUUUUAACCUAAUAGUUUCUUAAAGUAAAUGGUAAUUUUAUUGUGACAAGUGAACUUUUGAAAUAAUGUUGAUGUCAAAAGAUCCUUCUUAAAUAGCUAUAAAGGUAUGAUUCCUAGUAAAUACUUUCCAGUGAUGCAUGUAAGUCUUUUUAAAAUGUAAUAAAUUCUGUAUUGAGGGCAUUUUGCAUUAUUUAGUCCAACUUUGUAAUGAAAGCCAUAAUUUUGAAAAUAAAAUUCUACCAAAUAUAAAAA
This is a messenger RNA of Bacillus rossius redtenbacheri, 17694 nucleotides long. Its product is annotated as probable serine/threonine-protein kinase nek3. Gene Ontology annotation, molecular function: promoter-specific chromatin binding. Gene Ontology annotation, cellular component: PRC1 complex. NCBI's taxonomy places the organism in Eukaryota, Metazoa, Arthropoda, Insecta, Phasmatodea, Bacillidae. The transcript has 7 exons. The record is from RefSeq and is a predicted model, not a curated record. Gene Ontology annotation, biological process: negative regulation of transcription by RNA polymerase II. The coding region runs from base 394 to 3390 and encodes 998 amino acids.